Molecule: messenger RNA, 2471 nt
Organism: Aspergillus pseudotamarii
Lineage: Eukaryota; Fungi; Ascomycota; Eurotiomycetes; Eurotiales; Aspergillaceae
Product: putative C6 transcription factor RosA-like
Exons: 4
Coding region: 340-2064 (574 amino acids)
Biological process (GO): regulation of transcription by RNA polymerase II
Molecular function (GO): DNA-binding transcription factor activity, RNA polymerase II-specific; zinc ion binding
Source: RefSeq, a predicted model, not a curated record
ACGUGCGGACAUUCUUCAUCUCGUUCCUCGUUUCUUCCUCCACCCGGGGCUGAGGCUCGAGGUUAUUUUUGGAGUCUGCAUCUCUAGGCUUGGCUAUUAGUUACUGCUAUAUACCUGCAUCUCUCCUCUGUCUUCCCCUCUUCCCCAAUUUACCUUUCGAGACAUAACCCGAAAAGAGACUACCUCUUUGUUGUCAUUCGACCCUUAUCCACUGUCUUGUUGCGCAUUGUUGUGUUGUGCCACGCCUUCUACACAUCCUAUAGCUACCGAGUGGGGUAGCACCGUUUGUUUCCAUUGAGACCAUUGCAUUGUCUUGCGCCUUUCCAGUAUCCAGACAAUAUGGCUGGUCCCGGUGGUGGCCCUCCUCGCAAGAGCCAUACCAAGUCUCGUUUCGGUUGCAAAACAUGUAAGAGACGACACAUUCGUUGCGAUGAGAGUUUUCCACAAUGCCGGAAUUGUACCAAACAUAACUGUCGUUGCGACUACAUGGAUGUCGCUACCGUCCACGACGAAUCAUCUACCACCCGCAAAAUCCCCGAUCUUCUCAUGUCCGGCGAAAUCGAGACGGAAAUCAAGAAUUGGCACAUCACGGGUGUGCCUCCGUUCCCAGAACUGGUACAGUACCCACGCAGUUGUUGGAGCAAACUCUCGCGAACCGAUCUUCGUUUAAUCCACCAUAUUAUCGGACUGUCCAUCGACCUACAUCGUCGCGGCUUUAGUAACUCCACGAUCUGGGCGCAGAAGAUGCCAACAUUUCUCAACAUAGCGAUUACGAAUGACUUUGUCAUGAGUUCCAUCCUUACUUUAUCAGCGUCACAUUUGGCCUGGAUCACGCGAAAUAAAGAAACCAAGCAGCUCGCUUAUCAUCACAGGGGGGUUGCGAUUCAGGGGUUGCACAAGGCUAUCGGUACUUUCUCGAAAGGCAACUGUGACGCUAUCCUCGCAGCCUCCAUCCUCCUUUCCUGGCAGGCUUCGGAAUGGCAUAGCUGGGCGUCCCUGCAACAGGGACUCACAACCGUCCUGAACUCAAUGCAUCCCAUCUGGAAACACGAAUCCGAACUAGCCAUGUACCUGGAGAACCAACGGUACUUGGGAUGUACUAAUACGCCAAUGAUGACGGGCUACCAGUUCCAGGACGAGGACCUUGUUAGCCUCGACCAAACGACCAUUGCCCUUCAGAACGUCCAGAAGCGCGUGGCUCACAACCCUGAACACUACCGUCGGAUCGGAGAACUCCUUGAAUUUGUAAGCCAUUUCAGGCGAGAUCUUCUGUCCUUAACCCCGGAACAGGCCUUUGAGCGCAUGCAGCCCCUGCGAAGAUGGCUCUUUUGGCUUCCCCCCGCCAUGCUCCGAGGCGGAGACGCAGAUCUUGGAGCCCUUGCCAUUCUUGCUCAAUUCUUCGGUAUUGGCGUGGUUCUGGAUAGUUUGUUCCCUGACCUGGGAGGCGCAUACCUCGGCCCGCUAUCCGUCGGCCCCAUCGAAGACAUUUAUCGAAUCAUUAUUACUAGAAGCAUGUCGGAGCCAUACAACCCAGAUCUCCAGUUAGCCUCGACUAUCAUGGAAUUGCCCCGACAUAUCGUUGCCCAAUAUAAAAGCCGACUUCAGUGGUCGCCACGGGCCUCACUCGACUACUCCCCGUCUCCCGCGAGCCCUUACCAUUCUAUGCAAGAUUAUACUCUAGCAUCGUCAUCCUCUCCUUCCUCUACCGCUACAUGCGCACCUUACACCCCGCCGCUCCAGUCUCCACCAGCUGUAACGAUCGCUAGCUCUCCGUUCGAUGUAAAUGGAACCUACGUCACAGCACCAGCCGUCCAGAGCCUUUACCCACCGUCUCCAAGUUUGCUCUCAGACCCACGAGAAGAACUAUGUGAAUACAGCCAUACCGGCUCGCUCCAUCAGUCGCCCACCUAUCCACCACCAUAUGUGGAUGAUAUGGUGUGCGGGGAGCUAUCUCGGGUGGACGGAACUGUCGGACUGAAUGUGGAUCUCUACGGCGAGCCUCAACAGAUAGUGGGAGGAUAUAGCACUGCGGAGCCGUGCUGGACUGGAAGUAUCUGCACGUGAAGGUGGGAAGAUGGUCGACAGAACCAGUGGAGGAAAAAGAAAAGCAAACAAAAAAAAAAACUUAUAUACCCUUAACCAACUUGCAUUCUAUUUACACAGCAUAUGGGCUUGAGCUUGGAUCUCACAUGGGGUUGGAUGGAUAGAAGGGCUGGUACUCUUGUAUUUUGGAUGGGGGGGGGAGGUUUUCAUUCUACUAUUGUUGCACUUUGUGCACAUUAUUUUGGAUUUUGCAUGGCUGACAUUCGUUACGAAUCCUGCGAUAUGUUACAGUGGUACAGGAACACCAGGACAGAAUGAGGCUACAUGAGAGCAUGGAUUGAUAUGGAUAUUCAAAAAUCAUAUACCCGCUUGGCGUUUACUUUGAGAUAAUUAACGUGUAUAAUGAAAUGACAAACUAUCCCCGAUCA